This is a messenger RNA of Cebus imitator (Panamanian white-faced capuchin), 5117 nucleotides long. RefSeq names its product zinc finger and BTB domain containing 4 (gene ZBTB4). Gene Ontology annotation, molecular function: protein binding; RNA polymerase II cis-regulatory region sequence-specific DNA binding; DNA-binding transcription factor activity, RNA polymerase II-specific. Lineage: Eukaryota; Metazoa; Chordata; Mammalia; Primates; Cebidae. Bases 257 to 3295 code for a protein of 1012 amino acids. The transcript is spliced from 4 exons. The record is from RefSeq and is a predicted model, not a curated record. Gene Ontology annotation, biological process: regulation of DNA-templated transcription.
GAUAGCGGCGGCGGCGGCGGCGGCGGCGGCGGCGGGGCCGGGCCGGGGCCAGGCGCUGGGGGGGCUGGGGCCGGAGCUGGAGCCGGAGCCGGAGCUGGAGGCGGGCGAAACUGGAGCGGCCCGGGGCGGCCACGGUGAUGAGCCGGGCCUGGCGGACGCGGCGCCAUCGCAGUCAGAAGGAAGAGGCCCAGCAGAAGGGACUCGCUGAGCCACCCCCCGUCCCACUCCAUGUUGGCUGCGCUCUCAGGCUGGCACCAUGCCCCCCCCUGCAGAGGUGACGGACCCGUCCCAUGCUCCCGCUGUCCUGCACCAGCUCAAUGAACAGCGGCUCCGAGGCCUCUUCUGUGAUGUCACGCUCAUAGCUGGAGACACCAAGUUCCCUGCUCACCGCAGCGUCCUAGCUGCUUCAAGUCCCUUCUUCAGAGAGGCCCUGCUUACUUCAGCCCCGCUGCCCCUCCCACCAGCUACUGGGGGCUCAGCACCCAACCCUGCUACCACCACAGCGGCCUCUUCCUCCUCCUCCUCUUCCUCAUCCUCUUCCUCUUCCUCCUCCUCUGCUUCCUCCUCUUCCUCCUCUUCCUCUUCCUCUCCCCCUCCAGCCUCUCCCCCUGCUUCAUCCCCACCCCGGGUCCUGGAGCUGCCAGGGGUCCCAGCAGCUGCAUUUUCUGAUGUCCUCAACUUCAUCUAUAGCGCCCGGCUUGCACUGCCUGGCGGUGGAGGGGAUGGGGCAGCUGUAGCAGAGAUCGGAGCUUUGGGGCGCCGUCUGGGCAUCUCUCGCCUUCAGGGCCUGGGGGAGGGAGGCGAUGCCUGGGUACCUCCUACCCCAGCCCCCAUGGACACCUCGCAGCCUGAAGAGGACAGCUUUGGGCCGGGGCCCCGGCCAGCUGGGGAGUGGGAGGGUGACAGGGCUGAGGUCCAGGCCCCUGACUUGCAGUGCCCCCUGCCCCGGCGGCCCCUCCCCUGCCCCCAGUGUGGAAAAAGCUUCAUCCAUCCCAAACGGCUGCAGACCCAUGAGGCCCAGUGCCGACGGGGGGCCAGCACUCGGGGGUCUACAGGGCUGGGUGCCGGGGGCGCUGGCCCUGGUGGUCCUGCAGGGGUGGAUGCCUCAGCCCUGCCUCCACCAGUGGGCUUCCGAGGGGGCCCCGAGCACGUGGUGAAGGUGGUGGGCGGCCACGUGCUGUAUGUGUGUGCGGCCUGUGAGCGUUCCUACGUGACCCUGUCCAGUCUCAAGAGGCAUAGCAACGUACACUCAUGGCGGAGAAAGUACCCCUGCCGCUACUGCGAGAAGGUGUUCGCCCUGGCAGAGUACCGCACUAAGCAUGAGGUGUGGCACACUGGGGAGCGCAGGUACCAGUGCAUCUUCUGUUGGGAGACCUUUGUUACUUAUUAUAACCUGAAGACGCACCAGCGAGCUUUCCAUGGCAUUAGCCCAGGCCUCCUCGCCAGUGAGAAGACACCCAAUGGAGGCUACAAGCCCAAGCUUAAUACUCUCAAGCUCUACCGCCUGCUCCCCAUGCGGGCAGCCAAGCGGCCCUACAAGACCUACAGCCAGGGAGCCCCAGAGGCCCCUCUUUCUCCAAGCCUCAACACACCGGCUCCAGUGGCAAUGCCAGCCAGCCCACCACCCGGGCCCCCACCUGCCCCAGAGCCUGGCCCUCCACCCUCAGUCAUCACUUUUGCUCACCCAGCCCCCUCUGUCAUUGUCCAUGGGGGCAGCAGCAGUGGUGGAGCGGGGAGUGGGACGACCAGCACAGGAGGGUCCCAAGCUGCCUCUGUUAUCACUUACACUGCGCCCCCAAGGCCACCCAAGAAACGAGAGUACCCACCUCCUCCCCGUGAGCCUGCAGCCACGCCCACCAGCCCAGCCACAGCGGUCAGCCCAGCCACCGCCGCAGGCCCAGCCACAGCCACCGCCACGGAGGAGGCCAAGGGCCGGAAUCCACGGGCUGGAAGGACCCUGACUUACACAGCCAAGCCCGUGGGUGGGAUGGGUGGAGGUGGGGGUCUCCCCACAGGGGCUGGCCGGGGCCCCUCUCAGCUGCAGGCUCCACCUCCACUGUGUCAGAUCACUGUGCGAAUUGGUGAGGAGGCCAUUGUCAAGCGCCGCAUCUCAGAGACUGACCUGCGUCCUGGGGAGCUGAGCGGAGAGGAGAUGGAGGAGAGUGAGGAGGACGAAGAGGAGGAGGAGGAAGAGGAGGAGGAGGAGGAGGAGGAAUCCAAGGCUGGCGGGGAGGACCAGCUCUGGAGGCCCUACUAUUCCUACAAGCCUAAGCGCAAGGCUGGAGCUGCGGGAGGUGCCAGUGCCGGGGGCGGGGGGCUGCCCCGAAGCCGCAGGCCACCACGCUGGAGGCAGAAGCUGGAAAGGAGGAGCUGGGAGGACACCCCAGCGGCUGAGAGCCCAGCGGGGCGUGCCCGUACAGAGCGGAGGCACCGCUGCGGCGACUGUGCCCAGACCUUCGCCACCUUGAGAAAGCUACGAAAGCACCAAGAGGCCCACGGCGGUGGCUCCCACAGCUCCCGCACCGGACGAAGGCCCUCCACCCGAUUCACCUGCCCCCACUGCGCCAAGGUGUGUAAGACUGCAGCUGCCCUGAGCCGCCACGGGCAGAGGCAUGCUGCUGAGCGGCCCGGGGGUACCCCCACGCCUGUCAUUGCCUAUUCCAAGGGCAGUGCCGGCACCAGGCCCGGGAAUGUCAAAGAGGAAGCCCCCCAAGAGAUGCAAGUCUCCUCCUCCAGCGGUGAGGCAGGCAGUGGGAGCACUGCUGCUGAGGAAGCUUCCGAGACUGCCUCACUCCAGGACCCUGUCAUCUCAGGGGGUGAGGAGCCCCCAGUGGUGGCAGGUGGGGGCAGCUACCCAUACCCACCUGUGCAGGAAUUUCCACUGGCUUUGAUUGGGAGUGGCCGGGAACCUGGUGGUGGCAGGGGAAAACCUGGGGGUGAGGGGCCAGCGGGGGCUGGUGAUGGGGACCGGAUGGAGGGGAUAGGGGCUGCCAAAGUUACUUUCUACCCUGAGCCCUACCCGCUUGUCUACGGCCCCCAGCUCCUUGCCGCCUACCCUUACAACUUCAGUAACUUGGCCGCUCUCCCAGUUGCUCUCAACAUGGUCCUACCUGAUGAGAAGGGUGGGGGGGCCCUUCCUUUCCUACCAGGGGUCUUUGGCUACGCAGUGAAUCCUCAAGCAGCACCCCCUACCCCACCAACACCACCUGCCCCAACUCUUCCUCCACCAAUUCCCCCUAAGGGAGAAGGGGAAAGGGCAGGGGUUGAGAGAACCCAGAAGGGUGAUGUGGGGUGAAUCCUGGGGCUCAAUCCCCCUUUCACCAGAUGCCACCCUCCCUGAACCCCCCACCACUACCAGCUCCCUGGCCUCCCUGCCCCUUGGGAGCCCCUCCACACUCUUGUGCAGGGACUUGGGGGCCCCUGGAGCUCAGGGGUCAGGCUGCUUUGUGUGAGAUUGUAGUUUUCCCACCUCCUGGGAAGGGAUCUUUCGUGGUUCCCCUCUCAGUCUUCCUCCAGGGAAUGGCCUCCAUGAGGGGCAGGGCCAGCUUCCCCCCUUCUCCAGCCCUUGGGGCAACUGAGCAAUAUACUUAACCUGAAUCUCUACUCACAGCCCCCACCAGCUCUGAAUGUCUAACCUGCUCCCCGAUUCGUAAACCUAGGGGGAAACCAUCUCUCUCACCUGAUGACCCCCACUUGUUCUGAAGCUUUCUCUAAGCCCUUUCCAGAUGCUUCCUAGCACAUUCCAUUCUUUGUGGCCCAGGGCCUGGACCAGACCAUUGUGAUACCUGACCCCACCCACCUGGGAGUGUGGUUUUGGGUUCCAUCCUUCCCAAGUGUGGGUCUCCAAGUCCCUGCUUCCCUUGCAUCAAGACGCCUUCCUCGGCUUUCAUGCCUUUGGAUCUUCCAUGUUCAUCCCCAUAUUGCUGGACUUUGGAGAUGGCCUCUCCCAACCCAGGUCCAGGAAGUUUGGGGAGGGCUGCCCCUCUGGGCUGCUUGUUCCAUGGCUGGGUACUUUCCCAGUCCAGGGCAGGGAAAUAUUGGCCCUAUCUUGACACCCAAAUCCAGUGAGCUCCAGAUUCUUCCAAGGCAAAAGAGGUGAGCAGAUCACACCUCUUUCUGCCUCUACAUAUGGCCUCUUCUGGGCCAAACCAGAUUUGGGGGCCAGGAGGGAAGAACUCCUUAUGGGAUGGAGAAGGGAAUCUACUUUAUCCCUGUUUUUUUCCUGAUGGUGUCUCCCAGACUAGACCAAAUAGCCAGAAAAAUGAUAGGGGUCGGUUGGGUGGGUAAGCCCAGGAUUUGCACAUGACCUUGAUCCUUACCUGUAUUCCCGUCUUCCCAGUGUCACUCCCCUCACCAGUCACUCCAAAUGGUUUGGGGGGAACCAUUCUACUCUUCUGGUGGGCUUUGGGGUAUCCCCACCAACUUUCCCUCCAAAAUAGCACCUUACACCCCAUCUUUGACUCAGUUCCCCACACCCAAAGAUCCCAGCCUAGGGAUGGGGUACAGGGACUUUAGUCCCUAAUCCCUAAUUUGCACUAGUUAACCCUGGUCAGGGGUCCCUGUAUUUCCUUCCAGUGGGGGAGAUGAAGAAAUGUUUGUUCCUAAUGCUCUUUGAAAACUGGGCUUCUCUGCUCUGUGAUUGGAUAAACAUUUCCCAUUCUACCCACCUCCCCCCAAAAAAUAGCUCACAAGGGGAGAGCCAGUUUGGGGGAGCAAAUUUGACAAAUGGGAAUUAGAGGAGUGCAGUUUUAAAAGGAAAAGUUGCUGUCAUCAAAAUGACAGCCUUUUCCCCAGCUACUGUUUUUUGGGGCCAAAAUGGCUGCCCUAGCAGGAAUCACUGCCCAGGGCAAGAUCAUGGCUUUUGGAGGGAGGUGAGUUUAGGGAGGGCCAGGACCAUCCUCCUGCCCCUCAUACCCUCCCAGCAUAUACAAAGGGGGAGGUUUUAGACAGGCUCCCUGAAUGUUAACCAUAGAGGAGUCUCCUUCAUUCCUCCUCUGUCUCUUUGCACUUUUAUUGGUCUUGGCCACAGCCUGAGUGAUGAAUUUCCUACUGAAUGUACCAAGUUCCAAUUUUUAAGGGGGGAAAAAGUAUCAAACAGGGAAAAAUGCAAAAAAAAA